This is a messenger RNA of Tigriopus californicus, 1659 nucleotides long. Its product is annotated as sorting and assembly machinery component 50 homolog. Bases 109 to 1584 code for a protein of 491 amino acids. The transcript is spliced from 2 exons. Gene Ontology annotation, cellular component: outer membrane; SAM complex. Gene Ontology annotation, biological process: protein insertion into mitochondrial outer membrane. Lineage: Eukaryota; Metazoa; Arthropoda; Copepoda; Harpacticoida; Harpacticidae. The record is from RefSeq and is a predicted model, not a curated record.
UGUCUAUCCAUUCAUAACAAGCUUAGAAUAGCAACACGAACAUGGUUGGUACUUCGUAGACGACAGUCGUCACAAAUGACAUCAAAUAGAUAUCCAUGUUGAGCCGUCAUGACAGGCCCCGGGGAGGCCGCCGGUGGCGACCGAUUUGCCAAGUUGUAUCAAGAUUUGGAGCUCAAUGAGCGUCGGAAGGUGUUGAUGGCCCAGAAGUUGAAGGCCAAGCAUUCCAAGAAGCAAUCUCGUCAACUUCGACGCGAGCGAUUCAAGAGCUCGGUGGCACAAUUGGCCAUGACAGUGGCUCAAGUCCACAUUGAAGGGUUGGAGCGGACUCGGAACGAUCUGGUGGUGGGGAUUGUGGAGAAGAUCUUUUAUGGAUCGAAUUACUUGGAGCUGGCUCAGUUGAUCAAGGAAGCUCAACUGGAGUUGAAGCGCUUGGGUUGCUUCCAAAGAGUGGACGUAUCACUGGACAUAAAUGGCCAACGAGCCGAUUGCUUGGACGUGUGUUUCCAGGUCUCGGAGAAGGAUCGACUUGGAUUCGGAUUCGAUUGGCUGACCACCAAUUACAAUGAUACCAAGCUCACCCUCUCCGCGGGCAUGCCCAAUCUAUUGGGGCGGGGCGAGCGACUCCAAUUGAGUCUUUCGAGAACUUGGCUACAAAACUCGGAGCACUCGAUGGAGGUCAUCAUACCCAACCUGGAUUCGGUCCUGGGUCCAUUGACGCUGAUGUCCGGGCUGCAUUAUGAUUUCCAUGGCAUUCCGUGGUGUCAGUUGGAGCGGAGAUUCCUGUACUGGAAUUUCAUUACCAUUCAAAACGCCAUUCCGUGGCUUGAAUCCAAGACAGAACUCCGAAUUGGUGCCCGACGGUUGGGUCCGGCCUCAAGUACCUUGAGUUUUGCCCAUCGGGAAGAGUGCGGUUACAGCUUGCCCAUGAGUCUGGAACAUCAACUCACCGUCGACAGCCGGGAUAAUCGAGUUCUUCCUCGAUCUGGAUGGUUGUUCAAGUGGUGCAAGGAGAUUUUCGGAAGCCCUGGCAAUGUGCAUCUCUUCAAACAUUCCUUGGCAUUCGCCGUGUACGCUCCAUUGUGGAAAAACCUCGUGCUCAGUUGGUCCGGCAAGAUUGGCGCCGCCACGCCUUUGAAUUUAAGGGACAUGUCUGAAAAUCACAUGAACUCCAGCGACUUGUUCACCUUCCAAAAUCCCUUACAAUGCCGUGGUUGGUCCAAUGCCAGUCUGAGAGACGUAAAGUUGUUCCAUGGCUCUCAAUCGCAAGUGUUGGCGAGUUCUAGUCUCAAGAUUUCCUCGCCCAUUCCAAUGUUGAGGGGCACUCAAACAUGGUUGUACAAUAAUGUGCGGACCCAUUUGUUCUUGGAUGUCGGAGCCUUGGGCAAUGUGCACCGACUCCAGCCGGGAUAUUUGUUGUCUGGGAAGUGGAUGGAAUGGACCCAUGCCGGAUUUGGUAUGGGUCUGGUCUUUAAAUUAGGGCAAAUUGGACGUGCCGAGGUGAAUUAUGUGUUCCCUGUCCGUUCAGCGACUAACAUCAGAAGUAGACCCAAUCUCCAGUUCGGGAUGGCAAUAGAUUUUCUCUAAUGGCUUCAGCUUUCGCCACUGAUACUUAUCUAGUCAUGCAAGUAUUAAAAGUAUUAAAAUAAGCUUGCCCACGGA